ACUAUAAUGAAUGAUGAGAAAUGUGUAGUAUGGGAUCUUUCUAUCUGGUCCCACCAAACCCUUUUUUCAAAUAAUGGUAGGGCAAGUUGGAGGACCCACACCCACUUGCUCUGCAUGCUACUAUGUAGAAAGAAUUCCAAUCAUAUACGGAGCACAAAAAAACUAGUGUUUGUGUACAGUUAUAUAUAACAGUAUUAAUUGCUUUUACCCUUUUUCACGUAGUUCAUCAUGAUUGUUUUGAUUUGCAUUAGUUUAUAUGUUGACUAAGAGCAUAUUUACACUAGUCAUCUUUCCCUAUGUCUCAAUGCAGGUAGGGUUAUAUAUUUCUGUAUACACGAUAUGACCCAUAAGUUGCUUCUCUCUCAUUCCUUUCUUUUUGCGCAUGUCCAUCUACAUGCAAUUGUAACUGUGUUUCUUUCUUCUGUAGUUGUGUAUAUUUUUGAAUCACAAGUUCAACGAUUCCAUGAAAUUCAGAUAUGGAUGUUUCGUGAUCAGGAAGUGAUGAAGGAUUGAUUAUUAAUCGAUCAUGGCCACUGGCUUAAUUUCCUCAAAUAUUACAUUAGUAGUUAACUGAACUUGUUGAGGGAUAGUUAACGGCAAUCAGCUGAUUUUGUGGAAAAGGUACAUCUCAGUUCUAUGCAAAGUAGAGCAAAAAUCUAACCUACUCGAACAGAAUUAUCCCAAAAAUGAAGUUUAUGAAACUUGGAACAAGGCCAGACACCUUCUACACAGAGGAGUCGACUAGGACAGUGAUAUCAGAUGUACCAAGUGACCUCACCAUUCAAGUAAACAAUACUAUUUAUCUUCUUCAUAAGUAUCCUCUUCUUCCAAAGAGUGGCCUACUACAACAGCUUUGCUCAGAGUCAGAAGAAGAAAAUUCUAGCAACAUCACCCUUGUGCUGCAAGAUAUUCCUGGAGGAGAAGAGGCUUUUGAGCUCUGUGCAAAGUUUUGCUAUGGGAUCACAAUAAAUCUCAGUGCACAUAAUUUUGUACCUGCUUUUUGUGCCUCCAACUUCCUUCAAAUGUCUGAAGCAGUUGAAAAGAUGAACUUUGUCAAGAGAUUGGAAGUUUUCUUCUCAUCUUGCAUUCUAGAAGGUUGGAAGGACUCCAUUGUCACACUGCAAAACACUGGAAGAUUGUUUGAGUGGUCAGAAAAUCUUGGGAUAGUUAGAAGGUGCAUUGAAUCCUUAGUUGAAAAGAUCCUGUUACCUCCAGCGAAGGUUACAUGGUCUUAUACUUACACUAGACCGGGGUAUGAGAAAAAGCGCCAUCAAUCGGUUCCAAAGGAUUGGUGGACAGAGGACAUAUCUUUCCUUGACAUAGACUUGUUCAGAUGUAUAGUUACUGCUAUUAGGUCUACAAAUGUGCUGCCACCGCAGCUUAUUGGAGAAGCUCUGCAUGUGUAUACGUGUCGUUGGCUACCAGACAUCACAAAAAGUAGGCCUAGAGAGAGCUCAACUUCUCAAGCUGAAAAUUGUUUAGACAGAAAAGAGAAAAUUCUGGAGACAAUCGUGAGUCUGAUUCCAGCCGAUAAAGGAUCUGUAUCAAUUCGAUUCAUGAUAAGACUCCUUGGGCUCGCAAAGUUUCUUGGGGCAUCUCCCGUAACAAAGGCAGAACUCACAAGACGAGCAGGCAUGCAAUUUGGGGAGGCAACAUUGGAUGACCUGCUGCUUCCUGCUCAAUCGUCUAAUGAUCACAAUACUUCUUAUGACAUUGAUUUGGUUAAGACAGUAUUGGAGAGUUUCUUGAGGCACUGGAAAAGACAAACUCCUACUGAUGAAAACCAGUCAAUAAGAUUAAUUAGAAAAGCUGGAAAGCUCAUUGAUUCUUAUCUGCAAGUGGUGGCAAAGGAUGCCUGCAUGCCAGUUCAGAAACUGGUAUCUCUUGCUGAAGCUUUGCCAAGAAUCGCAAGGCCUGAACAUGAUGAUCUAUACAAGGCAAUUAACAUUUAUCUCAAGGAGCAUCCAGAUCUUACUAAAGCAGACAGAAAGCAGCUCUGCCACGUUCUAGAUUGCCAGAAAUUGUCACCAGAGGUAUGUGCCCAUGCUGUGAAGAACGAGCGCCUGCCAUUGAGAACGGUGGUGCAAGUUCUCUUCUUUGAACAAGAGAAAUGCAACACAGCAACAAGUAGACAACUUCCAUCUCCUGAGAAAUUCCGAGGAAGAAGACAAACAUCAGAGAUCAGAGAAGACGUAAGCAAAUUAACCCUGAGUUCAGAUGAGAAGACCAGUAAAGCAAAGGUUAACAGAAGUUCAACACCUAGCACCAGUGGACUUCAUCAGAGAUCUGACGGAAAGCUGCAACUAAAACCUGAACCAAGUUUCAAAAGAACAGGUACAGGAACAGAAAUGGUCAAGGGGAGGGACAUCAUAGAAGAAGAAAUUCUAGAAAGCCAGCUGAGUCUCCACGAGAAAGCUCAAGUGAGAAGAGUAUCAGAGCAGACUUAUAGCAAAGGAAGAGAGAGAUAGCCCAUAACAUUCAGUAUAUUACACUGUAACUUUUAUUUUGCAUGGGCGUGAAUUUGUGCAAAUAUCCUUUGCCCAGUAAAGUACAUAUAAGAUAUCAAGAUUCAAGAUAAAACAUGUUACCGCAUGAUUCGUACAAAGUUCUUAAGAAUUUGUGGCAAUUUUACUUGUAACAGCAACUAUUCGGUAAUCAACUUACUUUCACCAA
This is a messenger RNA of Olea europaea var. sylvestris, 2673 nucleotides long. Its product is annotated as BTB/POZ domain-containing protein At5g47800-like. Gene Ontology annotation, molecular function: protein binding. The record is from RefSeq and is a predicted model, not a curated record. Bases 687 to 2468 code for a protein of 593 amino acids. NCBI's taxonomy places the organism in Eukaryota, Viridiplantae, Streptophyta, Magnoliopsida, Lamiales, Oleaceae. The transcript has 6 exons.